UGGCUGCACAGGGUGUUAAAUGUCUUGUUAUUUGGCUGCUCUCUUUGGUUUCGCUUGACCACUCCAGUCUGUUGCUCCUGAUCCCCUCACAAUCUGUUUGCUCCUUGCACACUCUGAUAACACCUUCCUGGGACUCCCAGCAGCUGAGCUGGGGCUCUUUAAGGUUACUUCUCCAGAUUACAGCAGUCUAAGAACAAGCCUAUCAGCUAGGUACCUUGUUAUCCCAUUAUUCCCCAUUUGCUUAUGCCCAGCCUGUAGUUUUCAAGACUGCUUUACUCUCGCAGUUUGCUGAAGCUUCCCUUCUCUUGGAUCUUCUUCCAGUUUUCUCUCCUGGCUGUGUCCAUGAGCCCCCUUUUCACCAAGUCCUGUGGGCUGUUUUCUUCCAAACAGCAGCACUGCCCAGCAGUGCUUCUUGUGCUUGGGCAGGGAAGCUCCCACUCCUCUGUGCUCUUCUGUAGCUACACAGAGGGUGCAGAACAAACCUAGUGCUUGCCUUUGGACCUAUUUCCUCUCUGAAGAUACCUGUGUGUCUCCAGUGUUUUUUAGGCUCCGACAACACAAGCUGCUUGGUGCUGUCUUAGAGCUGUCAUCACCUGGGUGCUACCCUAACCCAGCUGCUUUGUGAAUUCCUGUCCUGUUUGGUAAAGUUGCCUCUUUGGUAGUAAGGAACCUGGGGAUGGCCAGGAUGUCCUCCCAGGCCGAGAACUGAGUCAGUGUGCAAGGCCAGCAGGUGAACAUGGCUUUCAAGAAAUGAGAAACGAGACAGGAGGGGGUGUUUACCACAGCACAGCCAGGACCUGCCGACACAGCACCACCUGCUCCAGCUAAGGUUGAGGUUGUACUGGGACAGUCUCACAUCUGGGGCUAGCGUUUUUGUUCCUCUUUUUCCUUCAUUUUUUAUUGGCUCACCAACUCUCAAACUGCUCCUACACAAUAGUAUCGGCAUAAAAAUGUAUUUUGUUUACAGCAGACCUUUGACUACAUGAACUGGAAGGCUGUGGAAAGAACAUAUUUUGGGAAUGUCUCUUAAAAGACUCAAUCGACUUGGAGACCACUUUCUCUUUUGUCCAGUGAUAAAGGAAAAACCUCUCUGCUUUGAGGCCUGUUUCUAAGAAAGCAGAGGCAACUGUUUUUCACCACACAUUGACCAUUAAUACCAGUCCAUCCAACAAAACAUGAAGACUAAAACCAAAGGAAAGAAACAAAGGCAAACCACUGACAAAGAAGCGUUUUCCGAAGAGCCAGCAAUGAGAAAAAAGGAACUGGUGAAAUGUCUGCGGCGCAAAGAAAGGAGGAAUGGGGGGAACAAGGAGAGCAGCAAGAGCCCCCCAGGCAGAGGCAGGCGUGCUUGGAGCAGCAAGGACAGGCUGCUGAGGAGGCUGGAGAGCAACGAGCGUGAGAGGCAGAGGAUGCACAAGCUCAACAACGCCUUCCAGGCCCUGCGCGAGGUCAUCCCUCACGUGAGGGCCGAGAACAAACUGUCCAAAAUAGAGACUCUCACUCUGGCCAAAAACUACAUUAAAUCCUUGACCUCCAUUAUACUCAAUAUGUCCAACGGACACUUCCCAGCAGUAGAAGGGAUGGGGGGAGCCUGGGGAUCCAAAUUGUACCAGCAUUAUCAACAGCAGCAUGGGGAGGAUGACCAUGAGGAAAAUCUACAGAAAUAUUCCACAUAGAUUCAUAACUUCAGCCAAAACACCAACUGCCAGCUGCUACUGUCAUUGUUUUUCCUUCUUACAUCAUAAUACAUGUCAUUACCUAGAGGUUAUUUUUGCCUCCAGUCUCUCCUUUUUUCUUAAAAAGACGAACAUGUAACUCGUGACUAUAGUUUAUAUGGCACAUUAAAAAAUUAUCUUAAACCCCCAGAAUUUUUCAGAGCAUAAUGAAUGUGUUUGUGUGCCAGGGUCUGGAAACCUAUCCUGUAACACUGGAGUUGACUUGAAAAUGUAAUUUAGUAACUUCUGAAAAUUAUCCCACCUGGAGUAGAAUGAGUUGAACCUUUAAGGUCUGUGUCAUCUGAGUUCCUUGGAGUUGAGAAUCUUGGCUGUAAUUCUGUUCACCAGCCUUUCAGUGACUCAUCUGCUGUGCUAAAGAGAAGAUUAAAAUUGAUGACAGCAUCUGACUUGGUGACUGAAGUGGCACAUAGGGGAAAUUGGUCACCAAAUCUGAAUAUUCAUCUUGAUCUUUAGCUUUGGUGGAUCUGCCCUGGUAAUCUUGAACAUUGCAAGGCAUAAAAGCAUCUGUUGAUGCAAACAUCUGCAAAGCUUUCUUAGAUUGUAAGCUCUCUAGAGUAAGGACAGUUCUGAUCUGUGUUUCCAGAGCAUCUGGCCUCACAGAGAUUUUCUCUAGUGGGUGUCUGGGUGCCAUUCUAAUACAAAUAAUGAAUAAGGGACAAAUUACUUACUUUGCCAAGACAAUGAUAAAAAUGCUUUCAUGUAGUCUUAAGUUAGACAAUGCUCUGGCCAGUUUAAAUUACUUCUUGAUGAAACCUGUGAUGUGAUCAGGUUCUUUCUGGGUUAGUGUUAGAUUCUGAUACUGUAAAGCAAUAAAUGAAGCAGAAAUUGUUCAAAAGGAAAA
Molecule: messenger RNA, 2577 nt
Organism: Melospiza melodia melodia
Lineage: Eukaryota; Metazoa; Chordata; Aves; Passeriformes; Passerellidae
Gene: BHLHA15
Product: basic helix-loop-helix family member a15
Exons: 3
Coding region: 1176-1676 (166 amino acids)
Biological process (GO): positive regulation of transcription by RNA polymerase II; sensory organ development; axon development
Cellular component (GO): nucleus
Molecular function (GO): E-box binding; protein dimerization activity; DNA-binding transcription factor activity, RNA polymerase II-specific
Source: RefSeq, a predicted model, not a curated record